Molecule: messenger RNA, 4215 nt
Organism: Cetraspora pellucida
Lineage: Eukaryota; Fungi; Glomeromycota; Glomeromycetes; Diversisporales; Gigasporaceae
Source: the annotation of a GenBank genome assembly
AUGUAUCAAGAAAGAAAUGGUUUUUUAUUAUCUGACAGGGAUUAUCCAUAUGAAUCUGUAUUUCGUGAAUUCUUGCAAAAUGCAGAUGACGCGGGGGCCAAAAUUUUUCGUGUUACGGUUGACGAACGUUCGAUGAGUCAACAAUGUGAAUCUUUAAUAACAAAAGAAAUGGCAGUUUGGCAAGGUCCAGCAAUCUGGAUAUAUAAUGAUGGAAUGUUCAAUAAUCAUGAUUUUGAUUCACUACUUAAUAUUCAUGAGGGUGGAAAACGCGAUGAUUCUACAAAAAUCGGAAAAUUUGGGAUUGGAUUUAAUUCAUGUUUUCAUUUUACCGAUGUUCCUAGUUUUGUCAGUGGCAAAUACAUUUCGUUUUUGGAUCCACAUGAACAAUUUCUUCCAAAACAGCGUGGUAUUCAAAUUAAUUUUCUUGAUGAAGAGUUUAGAAAUUUGUUCAGUGAUCAAUUAGCCCCAUAUGUUGGGAUAGAAGGUUGUAGAUUUGAUCAGGAAUACAAAGGAACAUUAUUUAGGCUUCCACUACGCGUUUGUCGAAGCGAAAUAUGUGACGAAAUCUUUAAUACUUCCGAUAUUUUAGGCUUCUUAGAAAAACUGAAGUUAAAUGCAAUUUCGGAAUUAAUCUUUUUUCGAAAUAUCCAAUCUUUUGAAGUUAAGAAGUUAGCUAAAGUCUCUCAACCUGAUCAAACUGCAUUGUUGUGGAAAAUUAAUAUUCCUAAUAUGACUGAGGAAAUUCAAGAGAAAAGGCAACAUACGAACGAAGGAUUUACUUCAUUUUGUCUAAAUAUCGAAUUUCAAGAUGGUAUUAAUACAAUUUCAAAGUUGUGGCAGGUAUGCAUCGGAGGAGUUUCUGUCGAAUCUAUAGCAUUAACUAAAUUCGCAAAAUGCCAUCGAAUGUUAUUACGUGGAGGUGUUGCUGCUUCACUUCCUUUACAUCCAACUGAAAGAGCAGUGAAUGGACGGUUAUAUUGUUAUUUACCUCUACCUCAAGUGACUCGUCUACCAGUACAUCUUAAUGGAGACUGGGCAAUAUCCUCAGAUAGAUCCACAGUUCUUUUAGACGACGAUUCAUUGGUUGAAAUGGACAAAUCUAAGUUGUCAUGGAAUAAGCAUCUACUAUUAGAAGUUUUACCUAUGUUAUAUGCUAAUCUUUUGGUGGAUGUCGUAGAAUAUUUAAUCAAUAAUAACAUCAAUCAUAAACAAAUAUUGAAAUAUUUGUGGCCUUUACCACUUAACAGAGAAAAAGCUGCUAUUUAUGUAAUAGAAUUCGGGGAGAAAGUUCUUAAAAAUCUUCCUAUGGAUAAGCCCCUCUUUCGAUCAGCUAAUGGAAAUGGGUCAUAUGUCUCUUUACAAGAGGCGUUCUUUGAUAGCGAUGAGUUUAUCAUCAAUAUACUUUCUGAAUAUAGUGAUGUGAAGAGUGUGCAUUUAUCAUCGGAAAUGUUAGAUGAUUUAAAAAAUGUAGAUGUUAAAUGGGCCCCAAUUCCCGCAAAAAUGGUUAGGGAAAAUCUCCGGAACAUAGAUCUUUCAAACAAAUUUAGUUAUGAGCAAUUGAUCACAUUACUUUUAUUUAUUUUAGAAGAUAAUAACUAUGAAGAUUUACAUAACAUUAAUUUGAUUCCACUUGCUGAUAAGAGUUGGGGCAAAUUUGAUAGACGAUCUAGGCAAAAAUAUAUAGCGACAUUUGAAGAAUGUAAUUUGGUGCCAAAUGCUGAUUUAUCAAAUUUUGUUGACGAGAUAUGUAGUGAUGAUGAUAAAUUGAAAAAAUUUUUUGAAAAUAUUGAAUUUCAGCAGAAAACCAACGUAAGGAAAUUUAAUGCUGUAUCUCUUGGAAAUCUUUUAAAAUAUGAAAUUCCAUUUGGGCAACAAAUAACAAAUUGGGAUCCUGAAUCUACGUACAUUCCCAAUAAAAUUUGGCUAAAUAAAAUUUGGAAAUUUAUUUUGGAAUCAAACGCCAGUUUGGAAGCAUUUUUUCAAUAUCCACUUUUAGAGGUUAUACGUCCAACAAAAGAAUUGACAUUUUUAGAUUCAAGACAACCCUUAAUUGAAUUACCUAAAGAUGAUACGCAUUAUGAAGAACUGAUCAAAAUACUUGAAGCUUUAGGAAUUAGAUUUACUGAUCGUCCCUGGGAUGAGAAACUAAAUGACUAUAUCCACAAAUGGACGCCAGAUGAAAUUUUAAAAUCAAUUCAUAAUGCAGAACAAAAUGGCAAAACUUUCGGCUUUUUAAACAAUAAAGUUAAGGCUAAGGCGUUAAGAAAUUUUAUUAUCGAAAAUUGGAAUAAUUUUAGUUUAAACGAUGGAACGAUAGUAAAAACUGAAUUUAAAGACAUUUUACGUAAAUUACCUAUUUGGCCUACCUUAUGUGGACAACAAUUCGCGAGUCCAAUUAAUGGGUUCCUUCCACCAGAUGGUAUUGUAAUGAAUUCGAAAAACCAUCCAAAUAAGCUAUUCCUCAAUGCCAAAAAGGAACGUCACAAAAAGACACUAAAAGCAUUGGAUACUUCUUACAUAGAUCUUAUUAAUUAUUUACAAAAUCAUUAUGUGCUUCCAAGGGAAAAUCACGAAAAUCACCUUAAAUUCAUUAUAAGCGUUUUAAAAUCGAAGGAAUUGGACCAAGCUGAAUAUUGGAUCAUAAAUAAAGCUAUAUUUCCAAAUAAGAAAACUAAGAAGCUUAAAAAUGCAAGAGAUCUUUAUGAUUAUAGAAUUCCAUUAUUUCAAAUCACUUUUGAAGGGUCUGACCUAUUUCUUCACGAUGAUAUUCAAAAUGAUGAUUACUGCUUAGACAUUCUUAAAAGAAUGGGGUUUAAAUAUGAAGUAAAUCAACGAACUUUUCUAGAAUGUGCAAGAGCGAUUGUAAAGUAUACCCACGAUCGAAAACCUCCAGAAAACCUAUUAUAUCGUUCUACAAUUAUAGUUAAAUAUCUUUAUGAUAAUGUAGAUGGACUUGGGUUUUCUGAUGUUGAAUGGAAUGGUGAAUUGAGAAUUUUAGGUUUCAUUCCGGCAGAGAUGUAUAUUGAAUCACCUUAUUCAACAAAUGCAAAGAUCCCCAAAAAAUUUGAAAGUUUUAACACAUUGUGCUUACCUAGGGCAAUAUUUCACAAUGACGUAGUUCCAAGUCCUACUUCAUCAAUAUUCAAAAAGUUUAAAAAUUUCGGAAAACCAAGUGCCCACAUAGUUCUUGAACAUUUACGCGAGGUAGCCUCGGAGUUAAUAAAAUCUGAUCAAUGGAUGUUUGAAGAACUUCUCCUAAAAAAGAUUGUUGAUGAUAUCUAUAUUAUACUCAAUGAAGAAUGUGAGGAGUGUACUCUUACAGAGUCGGAUUUUUAUGAAGGCGAAACAAUCUUUUUAAACAUGUAUCCGAAUGAAAAUAUUUUUGAUGAAUUAAAUUGGGUUUCAGCUGAUAAACUAGUUAUUGGCGCUAGCCGAUUGGAUCAAAAUUUUGUUAAACCUACUCUUGUAAAAUACGGAAAACUAUUGAAAGUUGCAGGAGCCGACAAAAUAAUAAGACCUAAUAUUUAUGAUUAUAUUCAAGUCAAAAAAAAUAAUGAGGAUAUGAACGUUAAGACCCUAAACCUUAUAAAGUCACUUCAACAAUUAUUAGAUGAACACAAUUCACUUAAUGAUGUAAUAUUUAUCGUAGGUCAGGAUUUUAGUGAUGAUUUGCAAGAAAAAUGGAAUAAUUUUAAAGCUGAAUAUGGUGAGAUUUGCGCAAAUAGAUAUGUACUUGCAGCAGCUUCAAAUCAUUUCAAGAUUGCAUUUUCAAGUAAUUAUAGAGAUGGCGACCCGUAUAAAAUAGCAAGAAUUCCUGCAUGCGCCAUUAAUCCUGAAUCGUUUGUAGUUUUGUUAAGAUAUCUAUAUUCUAUGCCACUUGAUAUGGCUAUUACAAAAAAUAAUUCAGAUAGCAAUACCUUUAAGAUUAUUAAUUGUAGAACUGAAGAUUACUACAACGAUUAUUAUGAUAAUCAAGAUGAGAAUAUUUUUAAAGAAAAAGAAAGACAAUCAAAUAUUUUAAUAGAUUUGUUGAAGGCUUCUGAUUAUUACGAAAUAGGAGACUUGAAAAAAGAUGCGAUAGAGAAAAUUAUUAGCGAUGGUUACGUUGAACGCUCUAACGUUGAUGAUAUUUUUGACCAUGCCAACACACAUAAUGCUGAGUUGCUUAUUAAAUAUUGCAACGAAUUUAUUGAAUUAAAUAGUAGUUUAAUGUAA